AUGGAAGCGGUUAAUUGGGCUCGCGAUUUACAAGACCAACCGCCUAACAAAUUACACGCCCAAGAAUUCGCCGAAGAAGUUAAAAGCAAGUUCGGUAAGUCAAAAAACAUCGAAGUGGAGGUUUUGGAAAAAAAAGAGAUUGAAAAAAAUAAAAUGGGUUUAUUGCUAGCCGUUAAUGCUGGUAGUCAUCACCAACCACGAGUAGUUAUUUUACGCUACAAAGGAAAUCCAAAAAGUAAAGAUAUUUUGGGAUUAGUGGGAAAAGGAAUUACUUUUGACAGUGGCGGUUAUGAUUUAAAACCUUCUCAAUAUCUCCAAUGUAUGAAAUUUGACAUGUCCGGAGCUGCCGUGGUAUGUGGUUCUUUCUUUGAUUUAAUUCAAAAAAAACCGAAAAUAAAUGUAGUGGCGGUGGUUUGUUUGACCGAAAAUGCGAUUGGUGGUCAUGCUACUCUCACUGAAUCAGUUAUAACUUCUAUGAGCGGUAAAACAGUUGAAAUUAACAAUACUGAUGCCGAGGGUCGCCUAGUUUUAGCAGACGGAAUUACCUAUGCUAUCCAAAAAGAAAAAGUCACUAAAAUAAUCACAGUGGCUACCCUAACCGGAGCCUGCGUUUUGGCUUUGGGAGAAAAUACUACCGGAGUUAUGACUAAUAAUCCAAAAUUUUAUCAGCAAUUUUUCCAAGCCAGUCAAAAAGCCCAAGAGCGAAUUUGA
This is a messenger RNA of Funneliformis geosporum, 711 nucleotides long. NCBI's taxonomy places the organism in Eukaryota, Fungi, Glomeromycota, Glomeromycetes, Glomerales, Glomeraceae. The record is from the annotation of a GenBank genome assembly.